AGGCUGUAACAUAACCAAUGUCUAAAGGGAAGGGGUCUGAAUACUUUCCCAAUGCACUGUAUAUACCUUAAUAUUUAAAUUGUGUAAGUUUUAACUUGCAAUCCCUUUAUAACGAAGUCAUAGUUAAGGUUGAGAAACAAUGCCCACUGCUAAUUCAGUCGUGUAUAUUUUAUUUUUGUGUAUAUAUAGCACGCUCCAUUUGGUAUUUCCUUUUAGUUAGGAACAUAUUUCACACAUCCAGGAUUGACUAUAAACAUGAUGCCAGUUAACAUGAAGGGUAAUGGGCCCAAAUAUAUGUUGAAGGUGCAUUCUGCCUUCAGAAAGUAUUCAAAAUUGAUUAAAUAGUUUUGUUCUCACCCAUCUAUACACAAUAUCCCAUAAUGACAUGUUUUUACAACUUUAUGAAAUGCAGCAAUAUUCCAUUUAAAUAUUCACACCCCUGGGUCAGUAUGUGUUAGAAUCACCUUUGGCAGCGAUUACAGCUGUGAGUUUCUGGGUAAGUCUAAGAGCUUUGGACACCUGGAUUGUACAAUAUUUGCACAUUUAAAUUAUUCAAGCUCCGUCGAUCAUUGAUUGAUAGCUAUUUUCAACUUUUGCUGUAGAUUCUAAAGCAGAUUUAAGUAAACUGUGACUAGGCCACUCCAAGGACAUUGUGUUGUCUUGGUAAGAAACUACAGUGUAAAUUUGGCCUUUGUGUUUUAGGUUAUUGUCCUGCUGAAAAUUAAAUUUGUCUUUUGGAAAGCAGACUGAACCAGGUUUCACUCUAGGAUUUUGACUGUGCUUAGCUCUAUUCCAUUUAUUUUUAACCUAAAAAAAAUUCAGUCCUUGCCGAUGACGGGCAUACUCAUAACAUGAUGCAGCCACCACCAUGCUUAAAAUUUGAAGUGGUACUCUGAUGUGUUGUUGGAUAUUCCCCAAACAACAUAACUUUAUGUCCUGAAUACAAAGCAUGAAGUUCUUCGACACAUUUUUGGCACUUUUAUUUUAGUGUGUUAUUGCAAACAAGAUGCAUGUUUUGUGUGUAGGCCAGUGACACAUCUACAUUUGAAUACAUUUCAAAUUCAACCUGUAACACAAUACAUGGAAAAAGUAAAGGGGUGUGAAGGCACUAUACGUCACAAUAUUAGCUGCACAAACCCAGGUAGCAACAGUUAUGUUAUAUCAUAUUUACAGUGACAUUCUCAUGACCAGAGAUGUCUCAAAGCUGUAAGUUAAGCAUUUUCCGGGAAGGAUCAUUUUUACUCAGUUUGUUUCAACAUAAGGGUUGGUGUUAAUUACACAGGAAGUCUUUGGUCACACAGGAAGUCUUUGGUCACAGUUGCAGAAAUAGGAAAAUGUUUUAGAAGAAUGAAACAUGACAUGCUAUAAUUCUAGCCAGCACUUGACAUCAUACGGUGUAUUGGGAGGAGGUAAAUGAUUUCCUGAACAUUUUAUAUGAAAGUUUGCCACAAGUGGACUCUGGAGGAGGGACUUUGAAGAACCAUGUCUGGCAAGAAUUCAAGAAAAGUGAGAAUGGGAUCAUCACGUCAACCACGUCAGAAUCAAGAUGAACAUGAGACUAACAAAGAUGAUGAUGGGUCCCAAAUGUUGUCAAAGGAAAGGAAAGUAGUUGAAGUUGGGGCUGAUUCAGUUUCAGUGAUGCUCCAAACGGACCUUGUCUCAUCAGAUAACUUAUCAACAAUAACACAACAACACACAGAAAGAAAUAAUCCACCAUUAAAUUACGUCACAGAGUCACAUCUGUCUCAACCUGUAAACCCAUAUCUUCUAAAAUCACUUGACACUGCAGGGAAGAGAAGGAAAAUGGGGUCUACUCGUCAGAAUAAAAGAAAGCCAGAGGAGACAGACUUUGGGGUGAUACAAGACACCAAAACUGGAGACACAGAACAAUCCCUAGAACUUCAGGCAUCCAUUGCAGUUGUGGAAUCUGAGUCCCACCGCAAAGGAGAAGAGUGCCUGGGUCCUAAAGAAAGUGAAAUGAACACUCAGAGCAGAAGUCAAAGUGAGUUUCUUUUGUUUGCUUCUAACACACUCAACCAACCGGAUGACAGAUGUAAAGAGGAAGUUGGUGAGGAUACUGAACCUAGAACUAAAACUGUGAUUAGUUAUGGCACUGAACUGCUUCAAGAUACUCUUGGAACCGAAUCACUCUUGCAUCUGCCCCUAGACCUUGCGGUAGAAGUUGUUCAUGGAUUAGCUGCUGAACCCAUAACAGAGGAGUUGAAGAAAGAGGAAGAGAGGAGGCAGGAAAGUGAGCAUACCGAGGUGGAGUCCCCCACAUUUCUCAGCUCUAGACAGUCGUUAGAUCAAUCCCUUGAGUCAGACACGUUAACCAACACAGAAGAGUUUGAGUCAUUCAAUAACACAAUAAUCCUCCAAAGUGGAGAAGGUGAAGAGAAACUUGAACCUGUUGUAAAUGAGUCAGAAUUGCAAGAUGAUAUUAACUCUACUGGUCCAGGCAAUCAGGAAACGUUGCACCAAAGAGAUGAAGAUGAGAACUUUGUUGAUCUGAUAGUUGAGGAAAACAUAGUAAUGGCAAAUAUAACUCCUUUUAGACAACCAGACCAUGUAGAAAGCAUUGAACCUAAACAAAGUGAGGAUAUGACCUGCUUUUUACAAUCAACCCCCUCAGACAGCUCUUUGGGUCAUGACAAAAGUGCUCAAUCAGAAUCCAGGAGAAGAAAGAUGGGUUCAACUCGCAGGAAUCCUAGAGGUAGACAUGAGGAGGAAGAACAUGGAGAGAGUAAGAUGCAUGGAUAUCGUUACCUUUAUGAUGAGGGAGAAGAGGUCAUAUUGGGAAAAGAAGAAAUGUUUGGCAUCGAAGAGACUGAGUUUGAAAUAUCUAUGGAGCCUAAAGAUAGUGCCAAUGUAGACAAGAAAGAAGGAGAGCCGAUGGAAAAGGAGAAAUUCCAAACAGAGGAAGACACAGAAAACAUAGGAGAGACAGGAAGGGGGUUGGAAAGGGACAUGGGAACAGUGGAAGGAUCUGGUGUUGAAAUAUCGGAAGAGUCUCUGAUGUUAUUGGAACCAGAGCAUGGAGCAGAUGAGGAGAAGAAAGGAAUGGAAGAAGAACGUCUGAUUGAACCCACCCCUUUUGAUCAAUACAUCGAUUCAUUUGGUAUUGCAGAUCAAUUAUAUAACCAAGAGAAAGGGAACAGAUUCACUGUAGACUCUGUCAAUACAGAAACUGAGAGCAACAAUGAAGCAAGCAUGGCCCACAAAGUUGACCCAAUAGAGCCCUUCAGUGUUGGACUGGACCAAUCAGGAGUCACUUUACUCAGGGAGGAAGAAGUUAGUGAUUACACACUGCUUGUGAAUAAUUCUGAAGUGAUCAAGUGCAGCCAAAUAGCAUAUGAUUGUGCUCUUACACUAGAGUCAGAUGACACUUUCAGCACUGAUCCCAAAAUCUCUGCUAGUCAACUCAUCCAAACUCCAUGUAUGGAAAUCACUAACCCCUUUCUCAAACCAUUAUUUUCGCAGAGUAUUCAGGGUAAUGAGGGUGGUGCAAACACUGACCCCAAUACCACAGGGGGACUGGACACAUCAGAGGUCAUGUUACUCAGCGAGGAGGAAAUGAGUGAUCAUGUGCCGCUUGUAAAUGAAGUGAGUGUCAGUAGCCAAAUGACAUAUGAUGAUAGAACUCUCACAACAGAGCCCUGCCAAACAGAUGAGGCUUUGAGCACUGAUCCCAAUAUCUCUGCUAGUCAACUCAACCAAACUCCAUACUCGGAUGAAAGCCAUAACUCUUUUCCCAAUUCACUCUUACUGCAGAGUGUUCAGGACCAAGGUGAUAACGCAGCAAACAUCAACUCCAAUCAGAGUCCUUCUCCGAGCAGGAGGAGAAAGAUGGGGUCGACUCGUAGGCCUCCUAGAGUUGUACAAAGAGAAGAGGAGGACACAGAGGAGAAACAAGAAGUGGAAAUAGAAAGCACAGAGAUAGAAGACAAGAGAGAAAACACGGAUGCAGUGGAAGGUUCUUGCAUGGAGUUUGAAAUGUUGAUGGAAUCUAAGGAUGGAGCAGGUAUUGAGAAGAAUGAAGGAGAAGAGAGAAAUGAGGAGACUCUCCUGACUGACCUCAGCUGUUCAUUCAGUACUUCAUAUCAAGAGGGAAGAAACAUAGAGGCUGACAAUAUAGAAAGUGAGAGCCAAUCAAUUAUAAAGGAAUCAAUGGCAACAAAACUCUUGCUUCUACGUGAAGUGGAGUUGACUCAGAUUAGUCAAACUCUUCACAACUCUUACCCUGAUGUUCCUACUAUAGAGUCAUAUGACUCCUACCUGACCGAUGACACACUGAACUCAAAUCCUGCAAUCACUGGUUUGCAACACAAAGGAACAUCAUUGGAGGAAACACUUGAUGAAUCAAGAGGAAACACUGACUCCCCUCCAGAUCCACCCUCACUGCAGAGUUCUCUUGGGUCAGAGGAAACAGCAGAGGUAGAAUCCUACACUCCAGGGAGGAAAAGGAAGAUUGGUUCCACUCGCAGCAAGUCUCAUCCAGGUAGAAAAGGAGAGGAGAGAAGAGAGGAGGGACAGGAGGAGGAGAAAGGAGAAGACACAGAUGUUAUAGGAGAGGUGGGAGAUGUCAUUACAACAGCAGAAAUGGAUUCUAGCAUAGAAAAGACUGAGCUUGUAGAGCUUGAGGAACUUCUAGAAAAAGUGACAGAGGAGCAGGCGAUGGGAGACCCAGCAAUCAUAGUAGUGGAGGGAGAGGUCAACAUAGUAGUAGAAGGAGAAUCUGGCAUCGAAAGGUCUGAGUUUGUAGAACAUACAGAAAAAGUUAGAGUGGCGGAGGAGAUAGAAGUAGAAGUGAAAAUAGUCGCAGAGAGCGAGAGCAACCAAACUCCCUCUGACACAGCAGCUCUUACAGUAGAGGCCCAAGAGUCAUGUGACAUGGUUUGUAUAGAGCCAUAUAUAACAUCACAAUACCUGGAAGACAAUAAUCCCUCAUUAAAUGACCUCACAGAAAUAAAUCUGUCUCAAACUGAAAACCCAUAUCUGCUGGAAUCACCUGACACUGCAAAGAAGAGAAGGAAAAGGGGUUCUACUCGUCGGAAUAAAGGUAAACAAGCAGAGACAGACUUUGGGGAGAAACAAGACGCCAAAACUGGAGACACAGAAACAUCCCUACAACUUCAGGCAUCCAUUGCAGUUGUGGAAUCCUGGUCCUACAGCAACACAGAAGAGCUCCUGGGUAAAAAGGAAAGUGAAAUGGACACUGAGUGUCUUUUGUUUGCUUCUAACACACUCGACAAACCGGAUGACAGAUGGAAAGAGGAAGUUGGUGAGGAUAUUGAACCUAGUAGUGAAGCUGUAGUUAGUUAUAGCAGUGAAUUGCUUCAAGAUACUCUUGGAACCGAAUCACUCUUGCAUCUGCCCCUAGACCUUGCCUUGCAAGUUGUUCAUGGAUUAGCUGCUGAACCCAUAACAGAGGAGUCGAAGAAAGAGGAAGAGAGGAGGCAGGAAAGUGAGCAUACCGAGGUGGAGUCCCCCACAUUUCUCAGCUCUAGACAGUCAUUAGAUCAAUCCCUUGAGUCAGACACUUUAACCAACACAGAAGAGUUUGAGUCAUUCAAUAACACAAUAAUCCUCCAAAGUGGAGAAGGUGAAGAGAAACUUGAACCUGUUGUAAAUGAGUCAGAAUUGCAAGAUGAUAUUAACUCUACUGGUCCAGGCAAUCAGGAAACGUUGCACCAAAGAGAUGAAGAUGAGAACUUUGUUGAUCUGAUAGUUGAGGAAAACAUAGUAAUGGCAAAUAUAACUCCUUUUAGACAACCAGACCAUGUAGAAAGCAUUGAACCUGAACAAAGUGAGGAUAUGACCUGCUUUUUACAAUCAACCCCCUCAGACAGCUCUUUGGGUCAUGACAAAAGUGCUCAAUCAGAAUCCAGGAGAAGAAAGAUGGGUUCAACUCGCAGGAAUCCUAGAGGUAGACAUGAGGAGGAAGAACAUGGAGAGAGUAAGAUGCAUGGAUAUCGUUACCUUUAUGAUGAGGGAGAAGAGGUCAUAUUGGGAAAAGAAGAAAUGUUUGGCAUCGAAGAGACUGAGUUUGAAAUAUCUAUGGAGCCUAAAGAUAGUGCCAAUGUAGACGAGAAAGAAGGAGAGCAGAUGGAAAAGGAGAAUUUCCAAACAGAGGAAGACACAGAAAACAUAGGAGAGACAGGAAGGGGAUUGGAAAGGGACAUGGGAACAGUGGAAGGAUCUGGUGUUGAAACAUCGGAAGAGUCUCUGAUGUUAUUGGAACCAGAGCAUGGAGCAGAUGAGGAGAAGAAAGGAAUGGAAGAAGAACGUCUGAUUGAACCCACCCCUUUUGAUCAAUACAUCGAUUCAUUUGGUAUUGCAGAUCAAUUAUAUAACCAAGAGAAAGGCAACAGAUUCACUGUAGACUCUGUCAAUACAGAAACUGAGAGCAACAAUGAAGCAAGCAUGGCCCACAAUGUUGACUCAAUAGAGCCCUUCAGUGUUGGACUGGACCAAUCAGGAGUCACUUUACUCAGAGAGGAAGAAGUUAGUGAUUACACACUGCUUGUGAAUAAUUCUGAAGUGAUCAAGUGCAGCCAAAUAGCAUAUGAUUGUGGUCUUACACUAGAGUCAGAUGACACUUUCAGCACUGAUCCCAAUAUCUCUGCUAGUCAACUCAACCAAACUCCAUACUCGGAUGAAAGCCAUAACUCUUUUCCCAAUUCACUCUUACUGCAGAGUGUUCAGGACCAAGGUGAUAACGCAGCAAACAUCAACUCCAAUCAGAGUCCUUCUCCGAGCAGGAGGAGAAAGAUGGGGUCGACUCGUAGGCAUCCUAGAGUUGUACAAAGAGAAGAUGAGGACACAGAGGAGAAACAAGAAGUGGAAAUAGAAAGCACAGAGAUAGAAGACAAGAGAGAAAACACGGAUGCAGUGGAAGGUUCUUGCAUGGAGUUUGAAAUGUUGAUGGAAUCUAAGGAUGGAGCAGGUAUUGAGAAGAAUGAAGGAGAAGAGAGAAAUGAGGAGACUCUCCUGACUGACCUCAGCUGUUCAUUCAGUACUUCAAAUCAAGAGGGAAGAAACAUAGAGGCUGACAAUAUAGAAAGUGAGAGCCAAUCAAUUAUAAAGGAAUCAAUGGCAACAAAACUCUUGCUUCUACGUGAAGUAGAGUUGACUCAGAUUAGUCAAACUCGUCACAACACUUACCCUGAUGUUCCUACUAUAGAGUCAUAUGACUCCUACCUGACCGAUGACACACUGAACUCAAAUCCUGCCAUCACUGGUUUGCAACACAAAGGAACAUCAUUGGAGGAAACACUUGAUGAAUCAAGAGGAAACACUGACUCCCCUCCAGAUCCACCCUCACUGCAGAGUUAUCUUGGGUCAGAGGAAACAGCAGAGGUAGAAUCCUACACUCCAGGGAGGAAAAGGAAGAUCGGUUCCACUCGCAGCAAGUCUCAUCCAGGUAGAAAAGGAGAGGAGAGAAGAGAGGAGGGACAGGAGGAGGAGAAAAGCGAAGACACAGAUGUUAUAGGAGAGGUCGGAGAUGUCAUUACAACAGCAGAAAUGGAUUCUAGCAUAGAAAAGACUGAGCUUGUAGAGCUUGAGGAACUUCUAGAAAAAGUGACAGAGGAGCAGGCGAUGGGAGACCCAGCGAUCAUAGUAGUGGAGGGAGAGGUCAACAUAGUAGUAGAAGGAGAAUCUGGCAUCGAAAGGUCUGAGUUUGUAGAACAUACAGAAAAAGUUAGAGUGGCGGAGGAGAUAGAAGUAGAAGUGAAAAUAGUCGCAGAGAGCGAGAGCAACCAAACUCCCUCUGACACAGCAGCUCUUACAGUAGAGGCCCAAGAGUCAUGUGACAUGGUUUGUAUAGAGCCAUAUAUAACAUCACAAUACCUGGAAGACAAUAAUCCCUCAUUAAAUGACCUCACAGAAAUAAAUCUGUCUCAAACUGAAAACCCAUAUCUGCUGGAAUCACCUGACACUGCAAAGAAGAGAAGGAAAAGGGGUUCUACUCGUCGGAAUAAAGGUAAACAAGCAGAGACAGACUUUGGGGAGAAACAAGACGCCAAAACUGGAGACACAGAAACAUCCCUACAACUUCAGGCAUCCAUUGCAGUUGUGGAAUCCUGGUCCUACAGCAACACAGAAGAGCUCCUGGGUAAAAAGGAACGUGAAAUGGACACUGAGUGUCUUUUGUUUGCUUCUAACACACUCGACAAACCGGAUGACAGAUGGAAAGAGGAAGUUGGUGAGGAUAUUGAACCUAGUAGUGAAGCUGUAGUUAGUUAUAGCAGUGAAUUGCUUCAAGAUACUCUUGGAACCGAAUCACUCUUGCAUCUGCCCCUAGACCUUGCCUUGCAAGUUGUUCAUGGAUUAGCUGCUGAACCCAUAACAGAGGAGUCGAAGAAAGAGGAAGAGAGGAGGCAGGAAAGUGAGCAUACCGAGGUGGAGUCCCCCACAUUUCUCAGCUCUAGACAGUCAUUAGAUCAAUCCCUUGAGUCAGACACUUUAACCAACACAGAAGAGUUUGAGUCAUUCAAUAACACAAUAAUCCUCCAAAGUGGAGAAGGUGAAGAGAAACUUGAACCUGUUGUAAAUGAGUCAGAAUUGCAAGAUGAUAUUAACUCUACUGGUCCAGGCAAUCAGGAAACGUUGCACCAAAGAGAUGAAGAUGAGAACUUUGUUGAUCUGAUAGUUGAGGAAAACAUAGUAAUGGCAAAUAUAACUCCUUUUAGACAACCAGACCAUGUAGAAAGCAUUGAACCUGAACAAAGUGAGGAUAUGACCUGCUUUUUACAAUCAACCCCCUCAGACAGCUCUUUGGGUCAUGACAAAAGUGCUCAAUCAGAAUCCAGGAGAAGAAAGAUGGGUUCAACUCGCAGGAAUCCUAGAGGUAGACAUGAGGAGGAAGAACAUGGAGAGAGUAAGAUGCAUGGAUAUCGUUACCUUUAUGAUGAGGGAGAAGAGGUCAUAUUGGGAAAAGAAGAAAUGUUUGGCAUCGAAGAGACUGAGUUUGAAAUAUCUAUGGAGCCUAAAGAUAGUGCCAAUGUAGACGAGAAAGAAGGAGAGCAGAUGGAAAAGGAGAAUUUCCAAACAGAGGAAGACACAGAAAACAUAGGAGAGACAGGAAGGGGAUUGGAAAGGGACAUGGGAACAGUGGAAGGAUCUGGUGUUGAAACAUCGGAAGAGUCUCUGAUGUUAUUGGAACCAGAGCAUGGAGCAGAUGAGGAGAAGAAAGGAAUGGAAGAAGAACGUCUGAUUGAACCCACCCCUUUUGAUCAAUACAUCGAUUCAUUUGGUAUUGCAGAUCAAUUAUAUAACCAAGAGAAAGGCAACAGAUUCACUGCAGACUCUGUCAAUACAGAAACUGAGAGCAACAAUGAAGCAAGCAUGGCCCACAAUGUUGACUCAAUAGAGCCCUUCAGUGUUGGACUGGACCAAUCAGGAGUCACUUUACUCAGAGAGGAAGAAGUUAGUGAUUACACACUGCUUGUGAAUAAUUCUGAAGUGAUCAAGUGCAGCCAAAUAGCAUAUGAUUGUGGUCUUACACUAGAGUCAGAUGACACUUUCAGCACUGAUCCCAAAAUCUCUCCUAGUCAACUCAACCAAACUCCAUACUCGGAUGAAAGCCAUAACUCUUUUCCCAAUUCACUCUUACUGCAGAGUGUUCAGGACCAAGGUGAUAACGCAGCAAACAUCAACUCCAAUCAGAGUCCUUCUCCGAGCAGGAGGAGAAAGAUAGGGUCGACUCGUAGGCAUCCUAGAGUUGUACAAAGAGAAGAUGAGGACACAGAGGAGAAACAAGAAGUGGAAAUAGAAAGCACAGAGAUAGAAGACAAGAGAGAAAACACGGAUGCAGUGGAAGGUUCUUGCAUGGAGUUUGAAAUGUUGAUGGAAUCUAAGGAUGGAGCAGGUAUUGAGAAGAAUGAAGGAGAAGAGAGAAAUGAGGAGACUGUCCUGACUGACCUCAGCUGUUCAUUCAGUACUUCAAAUCAAGAGGGAAGAAACAUAGAGGCUGACAAUAUAGAAAGUGAGAGCCAAUCAAUUAUAAAGGAAUCAAUGGCAACAAAACUCUUGCUUCUACGUGAAGUAGAGUUGACUCAGAUUAGUCAAACUCGUCACAACACUUACCCUGAUGUUCCUACUAUAGAGUCAUAUGACUCCUACCUGACCGAUGACACACUGAACUCAAAUCCUGCCAUCACUGGUUUGCAACACAAAGGAACAUCAUUGGAGGAAACACUUGAUGAAUCAAGAGGAAACACUGACUCCCCUCCAGAUCCACCCUCACUGCAGAGUUCUCUUGGGUCAGAGGAAACAGCAGAGGUAGAAUCCUACACUCCAGGGAGGAAAAGGAAGAUUGGUUCCACUCGCAGCAAGUCUCAUCCAGGUAGAAAAGGAGAGGAGAGAAGAGAGGAGGGACAGGAGGAGGAGAAAGGAGAAGACACAGAUGUUAUAGGAGAGGUGGGAGAUGUCAUUACAACAGCAGAAAUGGAUUCUAGCAUAGAAAAGACUGAGCUUGUAGAGCUUGAGGAACUUCUAGAAAAAGUGACAGAGGAGCAGGCGAUGGGAGACCCAGCGAUCAUAGUAGUGGAGGGAGAGGUCAACAUAGUAGUAGAAGGAGAAUCUGGCAUCGAAAGGUCUGAGUUUGUAGAACAUACAGAAAAAGUUAGAGUGGCGGAGGAGAUAGAAGUAGAAGUGAAAAUAGUCGCAGAGAGCGAGAGCAACCAAACUCCCUCUGACACAGCAGCUCUUACAGUAGAGGCCCAAGAGUCAUGUGACAUGGUUUGUAUAGAGCCAUAUAUAACAUCACAAUACCUGGAAGACAAUAAUCCCUCAUUAAAUGACCUCACAGAAAUAAAUCUGUCUCAAACUGAAAACCCAUAUCUGCUGGAAUCACCUGACACUGCAAAGAAGAGAAGGAAAAGGGGUUCUACUCGUCGGAAUAAAGGUAAACAAGCAGAGACAGACUUUGGGGAGAAACAAGACGCCAAAACUGGAGACACAGAAAAAUCCCUACAACUUCAGGCAUCCAUUGCAGUUGUGGAAUCCUGGUCCUACAGCAACACAGAAGAGCUCCUGGGUAAAAAGGAAAGUGAAACGGACACUGAGUGUCUUUUGUUUGCUUCUAACACACUCGACAAACGGGAUGACAGAUGGAAAGAGGAAGUUGGUGAGGAUAUUGAACCUAGUAGUGAAGCUGUAGUUAGUUAUAGCAGUGAAUUGCUUCAAGAUACUCUUGGAACCGAAUCACUCUUGCAUCUGCCCCUAGACCUUGCGUUGCAAGUUGUUCAUGGAUUAGCUGCUGAACCCAUAACAGAGGAGUUGAAGAAAGAGGAAGAGAGGAGGCAGGAAAGUGAGCAUACCGAGGUGGAGUCCCCCACAUUUCUCAGCUCUAGACAGUCAUUAGAUCAAUCCCUUGAGUCAGACACUUUAACCAACACAGAAGAGUUUGAGUCAUUCAAUAACACAAUAAUCCUCCAAAGUGGAGAAGGUGAAGAGAAACUUGAACCUGUUGUAAAUGAGUCAGAAUUGCAAGAUGAUAUUAACUCUACUGGUCCAGGCAAUCAGGAAACGUUGCACCAAAGAGAUGAAGAUGAAAACUUUGUUGAUCUGAUAGUUGAGGAAAACAUAGUAAUGGCAAAUAUAACUCCUUUUAGACAACCAGACCAUGUAGAAAGCAUUGAACCUGAACAAAGUGAGGAUAUGACCUGCUUUUUACAAUCAACCCCCUCAGACAGCUCUUUGGGUCAUGACAAAAGUGCUCAAUCAGAAUCCAGGAGAAGAAAGAUGGGUUCAACUCGCAGGAAUCCUAGAGGUAGACAUGAGGAGGAAGAACAUGGAGAGAGUAAGAUGCAUGGAUAUCGUUACCUUUAUGAUGAGGGAGAAGAGGUCAUAUUGGGAAAAGAAGAAAUGUUUGGCAUCGAAGAGACUGAGUUUGAAAUAUCUAUGGAGCCUAAAGAUAGUGCCAGUGUAGACGAGAAAGAAGGAGAGCAGAUGGAAAAGGAGAAUUUCCAAACAGAGGAAGACACAGAAAACAUAGGAGAGACAGGAAGGGGGUUGGAAAGGGACAUGGGAACAGUGGAAGGAUCUGGUGUUGAAACAUCGGAAGAGUCUCUGAUGUUAUUGGAACCAGAGCAUGGAGCAGAUGAGGAGAAGAAAGGAAUGGAAGAAGAACGUCUGAUUGAACCCACCCCUUUUGAUCAAUACAUCGAUUCAUUUGGUAUUGCAGAUCAAUUAUAUAACCAAGAGAAAGGGAACAGAUUCACUGUAGACUCUGUCAAUACAGAAACUGAGAGCAACAUUGAAGCAAGCAUGGCCCACAAUGUUGACCCAAUAGAGCCCUUCAGUGUUGGACUGGACCAAUCAGGAGUCACUUUACUCAGGGAGGAAAAAGUUAGUGAUUACACACUGCUUGUGAAUAAUUCUGAAGUGAUCAAUUGCAGCCAAAUAGCAUAUGAUUGUGCUCUUACACUAGAGUCAGAUGACACUUUCAGCACUGAUCCCAAAAUCUCUGCUAGUCAACUCAUCCAAACUCCAUGUAUGGAAAUCACUAACCCCUUUCUCAAACCAUUAUUUUCGCAGAGUAUUCAGGGUAAUGAGGGUGGUGCAAACACUGACCCCAAUACCACAGGGGGACUGGACACAUCAGAGGUCAUGUUACUCAGCGAGGAGGAAAUGAGUGAUCAUGUGCCGCUUGUAAAUGAAGUGAGUGUCAGUAGCCAAAUGACAUAUGAUGAUAGAACUCUCACAACAGAGCCCUGCCAAACAGAUGAGGCUUUGAGCACUGAUCCCAAUAUCUCUGCUAGUCAACUCAACCAAACUCCAUACUCGGAUGAAAGCCAUAACUCUUUUCCCAAUUCACUCUUACUGCAGAGUGUUCAGGACCAAGGUGAUAACGCAGCAAACAUCAACUCCAAUCAGAGUCCUUCUCCGAGCAGGAGGAGAAAGAUGGGGUCGACUCGUAGGCCUCCUAGAGUUGUACAAAGAGAAGAGGAGGACACAGAGGAGAAACAAGAAGUGGAAAUAGAAAGCACAGAGAUAGAAGACAAGAGAGAAAACAUGGAUGCAGUGCAAGGUUCUUGCAUGGAGUUUGAAAUGUUGAUGGAAUCUAAGGAUGGAGCUGGUAAUGAGAAGAAUGAAGGAGAAGAGAGAAAUGAGGAAACUGUCCUGACUGACCUCAGCUGUUCAUUCAGUACUUCAAAUCAAGAGGGAAGAAACAUAGAGGCUGACAAUAUAGAAAGUGAGAGCCAAUCAAUUAUAAAUCAUUCAAUGACAGCAAAACUCAUGCUUCUACAUCAAUCAGAUUUCUCUGAGAUUUGGGAAACUCUUCACAACCCUGAUGUUCCUAAUCUUGAGUCCCACUUGACUGAUGACACACUGAUUUCAACAGAAAAAGUUAGAGAGGUGGAGAUAGAAGUUGAAGUGAAUACAGUCAUGGAGAGCGAGAGCAGCCAAACUGACACAGCUGCUCUUACAGUAGAGGCCCAAGAGUCAGGUGACAUGGUUUGUAUAGACCCUCACAUCUCUGCUAUUCAACAUACCCAAACAGCAGACAUGGAACAAUGUCUGUUAACACAAAGUAAUAGCCCCAGUCUUCCUUCGAAAUCAUCUCUGUCUCUGAGUUCCCAAUCUCACGAGGAUGUUGGUGAAUCCAAAGCAACAGGGAAGAGAAGAAAGAUGGGCUUUACUCAUCAGACACAGGGAGGACUCCACGCAGAGGAUGAGAAGCAGGAGACAGGAGAAAAUAUAACAGAGGCAGAGGUCAGAGCGGAAACCAUUGGAAAUCCAGAAGUCAAUGAUGUUUUGGAAAGAUUUCAAGAGGAGCGCAGGGCUGAAGCUGUCAGUCUGGAGGACCAACAGGAGAUACAGAGCACAGAGAAGGAGACAAUACUCAUAGAGGUGGUUGCCUCAAGCACGGUUUUGAGUGGAAAAGGGUCUGAACCAGUGGCUCCAGCUCCACAGCCAGGCCCUGGGAAUAAAAGAGGUCAAGAAAAGGCAGAGCGUGUGGAGAAGCCACCGGGUACCUUCGGAAGCUCUGGCUCUAGUUCAAACCCCUACAACGUGGUGAUGGUUGGAAACAGCAGUGUGGGCAAAACCUCCUUCAUGAGGCGUUUCCAAAGUGGAGAGUUCUGUCGGCACCACGAUGCAACCAUUGGUAUUGAUACCUGUAUACAGUCUGUGACAGUGGAUGGCAGCCCAGUGACUCUACAGUUAUGGGAUACUGCAGGUCAAGAAAGAUUCCACAGCAUCACCAGACAAGUGUUCCACAAAGCCCAGGGUCUAAUGCUGAUGUAUGACAUCACUUCCUCUCAGAGCUUCUGUGACAUCUGCUACUGGGUCAAUUGCAUUCAGGAGGGGGCUCCAGAUGAUGUCAUCGUUAUACUCCUUGGGAACAAGACUGAUUGUGCUGAACUAGAUCGAGAGGUUCAGACUCAUGAAGGGGAGAACCUUGCAAAGGGGUACGACAUGCUCUUUAUGGAGUGUAGUGCUGCAACAGGUGACAAUGUGACUCUGUCUAUGGAAACUCUGGCAAGGAUGCUAAAGCAGCUGGGUGAGCAGACAAGACAAGAAGAGGGAAGCUUGGUGUUGCAGAAAGAACCGCCAAUGAAGAAAUCAGGCUGCUGCUGAUCAAGGUGGAGAAGAUUGGUACAUGUCAUAAUCUGCAGCACAUACACGCACGCACGUAUGCACGUACGCACACACACAUGCAUUUGUGCCCUAUAGCCCCUUAUGAUAGUAUUUUUAUUUCUAAAUGUUCUAUAUGUAAUAUAGCAGAUGUAAAUGGUAAAAACAUUUGUCAGUGCAUGCCAAAGCAUAUACUGUAGUGGUAGUAAUGUAACGCUUGAGCUGAUUCUCCCUUUUCUACGUCUUUCAAACACUGUUUGUGGGGGAAAAAUAUAUUUAUUAGAUUAUGAAGAGAUAUAUAUUCAUAGCAACAUUAUUUAUUUACAGUAGAUAGUGUCAUAUUACAAUUUAUUAUUGGGUUUCUUUUUGCUUGAAAACAUCCACCUAUGCAGUUUAUACAAGCCUAAUAAAUACAUAAUACAUUCAA
Molecule: messenger RNA, 15013 nt
Organism: Oncorhynchus mykiss (rainbow trout)
Lineage: Eukaryota; Metazoa; Chordata; Actinopteri; Salmoniformes; Salmonidae
Molecular function (GO): GTPase activity; GTP binding
Source: RefSeq, a predicted model, not a curated record